CACUGAAAGCUUUUAUACCUCCGGCUGACAACUGCCCUUCAGUGUAGAGCAGCUGCUCAGCUUGGCAGCCUAUCGCAGGUGCACUGGGAGGAAUGACAUCAGAUUAAAAUUAACCACGCCAUCGCCUUUCCCCAGAUAUUUUUUUAAUUUGACUUCAGCCAAUUGGUGGGGAAGUCGGCGAGGCAGUGGCGGUGUUACCCAGUGCGUGGGGGUGGAUUGAAGGGGAGGGGAGAGCGGUGGUUUAUCCUGAGAGGAUCGCAGUGCGAGCGGAAGCGAUAAGGAAAGCCAGCUGUCUCUCUGCGUUCUCGCCCCUGACGGUUUUGUGUUCUGUUGUGCGGGGGGGAAAGAACUUGUUAUGCAGUGGAGGUGGAAGAGGUUUAAAAUGGCAAGGAAGACAUACCCUCCAUUUACAGAUACAUGUGACGACUGCUGAAGAUGUCAGAUAGUGUUGAUACUGAAGAAAAACCACCAGCUCCUCCCUUGAGAAUGAACAGCAACAACCGAGAUUCAUCCUCCCUCAACCACGGCUUGAAGCCGCUCCCUCUGGUUCCCGAAGAAAAGAACAAGAAGGCUCGACUCCGAUCGAUUUUCCCAGGAGCAGGAGACAAGACCAACAAGAAGAAAGAAAAGGAACGCCCAGAGAUCUCUCUUCCUUCAGACUUUGAACACACGAUCCACGUGGGGUUUGAUGCAGUUACUGGGGAAUUCACUGGUAUUCCCGAGCAAUGGGCCAGACUUCUGCAGACGUCCAACAUCACAAAACUGGAGCAGAAGAAAAACCCGCAGGCUGUCCUGGAUGUCCUGAAGUUCUACGAUUCCAAAGAGACGGUGAACAAUCAGAAAUACAUGAGCUUCACCUCUGGAGAUUUACAUUCUGAUCCCAGGCCUCACCAUGUACCACUCUUGUACCAACCAGUCAGAGCAGUCUAUUCUCUGAUGGUACCCCUUCUAAAGCACUACAAGUGCACAGAUAUAACUGAUAAGCCAGCUGAUGGAUACAUAGCAGGAAAUGCUCUGAACACAAAGAUAGCGUCUGAGCCACCAGUCGUACCACCAGUGUCAGAGGACGAUGAUGAGGAUGAGGACAAUAUUCCCCCGCCUGUGAUCGCCCCUCGGCCUGAACACACAAAGUCGAUUUUUACCCGAUCGGUGAUUGAGCCCAGCAUUCCCGUGGCGCCCGUCAAGGACGUGACGACGUCUCCAGUAACAACGCCGCCUGAGAACGUGAGCGGCCUCAACAGCCAGCUCUGCAGAAACACCGACAAGCAGAGGAAGAAGUCCAAGAUGACAGACGAAGAAAUCCUCGAAAAAUUAAGAAGCAUAGUAAGUGUGGGUGACCCCAAAAAGAAGUACACCAGGUUCGAAAAGAUCGGUCAAGGAGCAUCGGGCACUGUAUAUACAGCAAUAGACAUUGCCACUGGCCAGGAGGUGGCGAUUAAACAGAUGAAUCUGCAGCAACAGCCGAAGAAAGAGUUGAUUAUAAAUGAAAUCCUGGUCAUGAGGGAAAAUAAGAAUGCAAACAUUGUGAACUAUUUAGACAGUUAUCUUGUUGGGGAUGAGCUCUGGGUGGUGAUGGAAUAUCUGGCCGGGGGUUCGUUGACAGACGUGGUGACGGAGACGUGCAUGGAUGAAGGGCAAAUCGCAGCCGUAUGUCGGGAGUGUUUGCAGGCCUUAGAGUUCCUGCACGCAAAUCAGGUUAUCCACAGAGACAUCAAGAGUGACAACAUCCUGCUGGGAAUGGACGGGUCCGUUAAAUUAACUGAUUUUGGGUUCUGUGCUCAGAUCACGCCUGAGCAGAAUAAACGGAGCACAAUGGUGGGAACUCCGUACUGGAUGGCACCUGAAGUAGUAACACGGAAAGCCUAUGGCCCCAAGGUAGACAUUUGGUCGUUGGGCAUCAUGGCGAUUGAAAUGAUUGAGGGAGAACCGCCUUAUCUGAAUGAAAACCCUCUCAGGGCUCUGUAUUUGAUUGCCACCAAUGGGACUCCAGAACUACAGAAUCCAGAGAAACUGUCGGGAAUCUUCCGGGAUUUCCUCAAUCGCUGUUUGGAGAUGGAUGUGGAGCGUCGAGGCUCGGCCAAGGAGCUCCUGCAGCACCCGUUCCUGAAAUUUGCGAAGCCGCUCUCCAGCCUCACCCCCCUGAUCAUCGCGGCGAAGGAAGCCGUGAAGAACAACCGCUAGGACAAGGGAGGCUCGUCUUCCUCGCCCCUCUUCCCCUCCCCCCAACCCC
Molecule: messenger RNA, 2230 nt
Organism: Leucoraja erinaceus (little skate)
Lineage: Eukaryota; Metazoa; Chordata; Chondrichthyes; Rajiformes; Rajidae
Product: serine/threonine-protein kinase PAK 3
Exons: 17
Coding region: 436-2181 (581 amino acids)
Biological process (GO): regulation of actin cytoskeleton organization; regulation of MAPK cascade; regulation of axonogenesis
Cellular component (GO): cytoplasm
Molecular function (GO): protein serine/threonine kinase activity; ATP binding
Source: RefSeq, a predicted model, not a curated record